UCUGAAGAAAGUGAAGAGCCAGCAGAGAAAAGCAUUCCAGGCACAAGCUCUGCAGCGGAUGGUAGGGCUGGAGGUGAGACAGCAGCAGAAUGCUGAAGCUCCUCUUCAUUCUGAUCUUUCGGAUUCCACGCCUGAUUCUCUGCUAUCUGAAAGAGACCUGCUCACGCAGACACUAUCCGCCAGGGCCUUUUCCACUUCCCGUGAUAGGAAGCAUGUGGAGGAUUGGGAUUGUACUGUCACAGACAACUUUCCAGAAGCUGGCAAAGCAAUAUGGGAACAUUUAUUCUCUAUGGGGAGGCAGUUAUCAUCUUAUAAUCCUCUCUGGAUACCAGGCUGUGAAAGAAGGACUUAUUGACCAUUCAGAAGCCUUUGUUGAUCGCCCCGUCUUACCUUUCAUUUUAGCUGCUACCAAAAAAAGAGGUAUUAUCUUUUCAAAUGGUCACACCUGGAAGCAGCAAAGACGGUUUGGUGUUGUUACCAUGAGGAAGUUGGGACUGGGGAAAAAAGGCAUGGAAUCCCAAAUCCAAGAGGAGGCCCAGCAGCUUGUGGAAUUCUUUGCAGAGACAAAGGGGCAGCCAUUUGACCCAUCACUACCAAUCAUGAGAUCAGUUUGCAACGUGAUCUGUGCUGCAGCUUUUGGACAUCGGUUUUCCAUUGAUGACAAGGAUUUCCUGGAGUUGAUGGAAGCCAUUCAGUUGAUCUUAGAAUUUGGAGGCAGCUUCUAUUACGCACUCUAUGAAGGUUUCCCAUGUAUCAUGAAACAUCUGCCAGGCCCUCACCAGACUGCCCUAUCUGCUGGGGAGAUGGUAGUUUCUUUUGCAAAGAAGGAGAUUAAACAUCACAAGGAGUACCAGAACCUGCAUGAACCACAGGAUUUCAUUGAUUUCUAUUUAUUUCAAAUGGAGAAAAGCAAGGAUAAUCCCAGUUCUACCUAUGAUGAAGACAACUUGGUUUAUUGUAUUGCUGACCUCUUUGUUGCUGGGACAGACACAACUUCCGCUUCUCUCCAAUGGGCAGUGCUACUUAUGGCAAGUCAUCUGGAUAUCCAAGAUAAUGUGCACAAGGAGCUGGAAGAAGUCUUCAGUUCAUCUCACUCAAUCUGUUAUGAAGAUCGGAAGAAAACGCCAUACACCAACGCUGUCAUUCAUGAAAUCAUGCGAAGCAAAUAUGCCUUACUUUAUGGGCUUGCAAGAAAAUGUGUGAAGGAUGUCUAUCUGAAUGGUUUUCUCAUCCCCAAGGGAGCUAUACUUCUUCCAGACUUACGUUCUGUUCUUUUGGAUCCUGAACACUGGGAGACACCUGAAGAGUUCAACCCAAAUCAUUUUUUGGACAAGGAAGGAAAUUUUGUGCUAAAAGAAGCAUUUCUUCCCUUUGGAGCAGGAGCUCGUGCCUGCUUGGGGGAACUCCUUGCAAAGAUCGAGUUCUUCAACCUCUUUACCAGGCUGCUGAGGGAAUUUAGGUUGGAGCCACCAGAAGGAGUGGAAAAGCUCAGUCAAGAACCCAUAAUGGGGUUGACUGUACAUCCUUCUCGUUACAAGAUUUGUGCUCUUCCUUGUAUCGGGACACCAUAAUAUGGACAAAUAACAAGAGGGGCUUCCUUGUUACAUCUUAUGAUCUCUCUCUUGUUCAACAUGUUUGUAGAUUGAUCACCUUCAGGGUUGGCUUUUCAGAUCUUGUGAAUGACUUCUUCCAGCAUCUCUCAGGAUUGCUUCAGACCUUCCCAUCCAUCCCUGGCAGCAGAAACUUGGAUGUCUCCCACUGACUGCUGUGGGGACUACUGGUGCCUGCUUGAGCAAUGGGGAAAGGGCUAAUGAUGUAAUGAAACCUUGCCAGAACUGUCCUAUUGCAAGGGCUGAUGGGAUACUGGGCAGUUCCUGGGGAAAGCAAGUGACUGUUGACCACAUUUUUGGGAUUGUCUUCUGUCACAAUACGGAAAGGGCUACAGUUCUUAAUUAUUGCUGUCAUUUAACUCUAGUGUAUCCCCAUAUUUCUUAUAUAUAUUCUAUUUUCAGAAUGCUGUUCCAGCCCAUUCUACUAUAUUCCAUUCCAGUUUCACAACAAUUGGCUGUGGCCCUUGUUUACAACAGUAGUAAUAGUGUAUACCUUUUUUGACAGGGCUUGAUCAGAUAAGAAAGUGCUGAGUCAGAUAAGAAAGUGAUGUCAUAGGCCGCCCCCAUGUUUUGCCAGAAGUGAUGUGUCCCAUAAGCGAUGUGUAUGCUCCACUCCCUCUCCCAUCAUCCAUUGCGUGUUUUGCCAGAACUGAUGUGUGCACCCCCUGCACCAUCCACUGCAUGUUUUACCAGAAGUGAGGUGUCUGAAUGUUACAUGCACGGCAACCCACCCCACAUGGAUCCCCAGCCACAUGCCAGGAAGCACAUGGUGCCCAUGACGGCAUGGUUUUGAAGGAAGGGGUUUUCCUCCCAGCCACCAGCCUGAUAGAUCUAAGGGUUCAGCCCUUGCACAGUUUUCCUUAAUUCCUUAAUGCCUGCUUUUUAAAGCCUUAUCAGUUUUCUAAUCAGAAAAAAGAGAAAAACAGGAAAAAAAAAGGAUUUGAUCUAUUCAGCCAUCUCCCUUAAUUCCAGACACACAAACACUGCCUGUCAUGUUCACUGAUUCAAUGUAGUUUAUACAUAGUAACGUUUCACAUGCCAUGGCGCUGACACACGUUUCUGUUUGGGAGGGAGCUGCUGUGAGACCUUGUACCAAGCUCUGUAUGUGAAAUCAGUGCAAUGGAAUGUGUUUGGGUUAUGUUAUCUGUUCAAGGACUUUUCCCACAGACCAUCAGAACCCAUUAGGAGCACCUGGGAUUGUGAACUUGAGAAGACUCUGCGGGGGGAGGGAUUUCAUUUGCACCGAGGGUUUUUAGUUUGAAUUUGGCGCGCUUUCAUCAUUCUCAGCUUUCUCUGUGAUCCUGCAUACUAUUCUUUAAUA
Molecule: messenger RNA, 2931 nt
Organism: Candoia aspera
Lineage: Eukaryota; Metazoa; Chordata; Lepidosauria; Squamata; Candoiidae
Product: cytochrome P450 2J5-like
Exons: 9
Coding region: 90-1571 (493 amino acids)
Biological process (GO): xenobiotic metabolic process
Cellular component (GO): intracellular membrane-bounded organelle; cytoplasm
Molecular function (GO): oxidoreductase activity, acting on paired donors, with incorporation or reduction of molecular oxygen, reduced flavin or flavoprotein as one donor, and incorporation of one atom of oxygen; iron ion binding; heme binding
Source: RefSeq, a predicted model, not a curated record